AUGCCGCUCGCUGGAUUCAACAUCUUCGACUGGGCCUACCCUGCCGUGAGUUUCCCUUCUGGGCCUGAUGUCAUCCGAAAUCGCUUUUCCUCGCGGGAUAUGCCGCGUUUUAAUAACUUUUUCACUUUACAAGACGGCAGAGAAUGUAAAAAAAAAAUUGGGAUUUGUGUGCGUGCGAAAGAGGGAGAGAUGGCCCGAGAUAAUCUUCCCGAAUAACACGUACGCUGCUUCCUCUCGUCUUCUUCGCACUCCGACAGAUGCCUUUCUAUUUCCAUUUCUUUCUGGCACUCUGUGCUUUCGACCCCGAGGAGUCAGUUGGCCCCGCGCCGUUGAGCCUGUUUCUCUGGUACUUUUCCAUUUCUGCCGAUGCAUGAAAGUUAAUCAGAAUGAAUAUUGGCCGCAAUUGGCUCGAGGCAGUUUAAACCACAAAUUCGAUGUUCACAUGGACCUGGACCUUACGAUGAUUCGCUUUGCCUCUCAUAUCAUUUCGAACAAAUAUAGAAAGAAACAUUGCCUUUCUAGACAUUUCGCAAUCAUUCUGCCCCUUGUCAGUUGGCACUUUUUGUCCUUCAGACUCUGCAACGUCUCAAAAAUCGGCCGUAACGUCCUAGAAAUCUGGUGUUUUUCAAUGACUGACAAAGUCCUAACAUUGUUCAGAAAACGAUCGAAAUACUCGUUUUUUCUCGACACCGCCUCUUUUUUCUAUUGAUAUUAUCAAGGGACAAUUAUAAGGUCUCGAGAUAAACAUAAAAUCCGAGUGUUUGACUGUUUUGGUAACAGCAGCCUCGCCCUUAUUGAUUGACGUCAAUAUUGACCAAAGAUUCAAUUGAGUUGAUUUCACGUUGCUGAGCCUUUCAAAAACAUUUCUGACAUUGUGGGAAUUUGAGAAAAUUUCAAAUAGAAAUAUUUAGUGGCUUUGAAUUCCCAAACUGAUUUUGUGAUUUCUUGACCUUUGUGUGUUAGUUGCUAGAAUGCCAAAUUGCCAAAUGGGUAGAAGAUCCCCCGCCUAUAAGUGUCAAUGUCCGUCGGCCCUUCCGCCGAAAAACACUCGGGACGGACGACCUGCAUCUUUGUGUGUUUCUCUGCCCUCUCCGCCGUCUCGCCAGUUGUUUUCCUCUCCCUUUACACUCCAUCUCUCGUCGUUUCUGCUUCGAUUGCUCGGCAGCGCAGAGAGCCCGAAAGGCCUCUUUCCCUUCCGUUCACGAAGGGCUUCUCCUCUUCUUCGUCCUCUUUUUCUUCGACGAAAUAUUGCGGCCAUGAGCAGCUGGGAGGAACAGAGUUUUGUGUUUACUCCCAACUGAUAGGUCUCGAUUUUUCUGUUUGAAGUCGGCUCCGAAUAGGUUUUCCACGACAUAGGAGCGCAAUUUUUUCUCUGCUGCUGCGCUGUCGCCCUUUUUUGUUUCGGAAUAGAAAGACUAAAUUCGAUAUAUCCCUUCGACAAAAUGUCUCCUUUCUCUUCUAUGGAGUCACGUUGAAACCCUGCAAUUUUAUGGCCCAACUCCAUUAAAACACACCACUUUCUCCCUUUUUCUGGGAACACAACACUAUUAUCCGCUUUCACGUGAAUGAGCGGUUGAUGAAUCGACAGUGACACAAAUUGUUUAUCGAGUGGCCGCUUCGACAAUGAUAUCGAAAUUUAUAACGAUUUUGUCUAUGACGGCGUUGAAGAAACGAGAAAUCGGCGCUUGACUUUUGAAGAUUGAUGGCCUCUAGAUUUUUCUGCUGGACUUCUCGGAAAAUUCCUCUUGUGACUCACUUUCUCAUAACUGAUAAUCGGCUUUGCAUGUUUGUCACGUGGUUCAAAGUGCCCCGAGCAGAGAACCAACUCAAUUUUCGUCGUCCUCAUGCGAAAGCAAAAGAUAUAUAGUUGUGCCUGACGAAAAAGAGGGCAUUGACCGUUUGAGAACGGUGGUGUGAUCGCCAAAAAGUUUGUUGUCCUGCUGUUGCUGCCUUGUAUCAUCGUUGUUUUAUCACUCGGGUUAUCAGCAGUUGUCGGUAGUACCCUUGUGUGUUGACUGUGGCGGUCACUAAGCGGAGGAGGACAAUUUCGCCCGUUUGAGAGUGUUUGUGUCUUGCCUUUUACUCCUUCAUUGAUCACGCUGGUUAUCAGUCGAUUAGUGCAUUUUCAUAGAAUUCAACUAUUCCAGUAGGUGAGAAUUGUCGAUCUUUGUCUCAUUUUCGAAGUAUGAAAUGUUUUUCCCACUAAUUUUGUUGAUUCCUUCCCGUUCAGUACCUUAUCAAGGCCCCAAUCGACAGCACUCCCGUUCCCUGCAUCUAUAACCAAAACAGUCAUGUUUUCUAUUUUCAGCAGCCGUCCGUUGUCGUCACUCCACCGAAGACCCAUUGCUCCAUCAUGAUCACCAACGACCACGACCGCCGCAAGCAGAUCUCGGUGCGCGGAAUCGCUCAAGUGGAGAAUGUCUCGAACAUCAAGAAGGCGUUCAACCGCCAUCUCCAUUUCUCGAUCAUCAAGGAUCGCAACGUGGCCACGGACCGUGACUACUACUUCGCUCUUGCGAACACCGUUCGCGACCAUCUGGUUUCUCGCUGGAUCCGCACCCAGCAACACUACUACGAGAAGGACCCGAAGAGAGUCUACUAUCUCUCGCUCGAGUUCUACAUGGGCCGCACCCUGUCGAACACGAUGAUGAACCUGGGCAUCCAGGCCACCGUUGACGAGGCUCUCUACCAGCUCGGACUCGACAUCGAGGAGCUCCAGGAGAUCGAGGAGGACGCUGGACUCGGUAACGGAGGCCUCGGCCGUCUCGCCGCUUGUUUCCUCGACUCUAUGGCGACUCUCGGCAUCCCGGCCUACGGAUACGGACUUCGUUACGAGUACGGAAUCUUCAAGCAGCUUAUCCGCGAUGGAUGGCAAAUCGAAGAGCCGGACGACUGGCUUCGCUUCGGAAACCCGUGGGAGAAGGCCCGUCCGGAGUACAUGCUGCCGGUCAACUUCUACGGAAAAGUUGUGAAGGAGGACGUGAGUUUUGAAAAUCAGUAGAAAUAACUAUGCCAUCAUAAUUAUUUCCUUUCAGGGCAAGUCCAAGUGGAUCGACACCAAAGUCGUUUUCGCGAUGCCGUACGACACCCCGGUCCCGGGAUACAAGAACAACAUCGUGAACACUCUCCGUCUGUGGUCUGCCAAGGCCGAGAAUCACUUCCAUCUGAAGUUCUUCAACGACGGAGACUACGUUCAGGCUGUCAUGGACCGCAACUUGUCCGAGAACAUCACCCGUGUGCUGUAUCCGAAUGACAACGUACGAUCACUUCUUUCAUAGUUCCAGUCAACAAUCCUCGUUUUCAGAUGUUCCUCGGAAAGGAGCUGCGUCUGAAGCAGCAGUACUUCCUGGUCGCUGCCACUCUCCAGGACAUCAUCCGUCGCUUCAAGUCGUCGAUUUACGGAAACCGCGAGGCGGUCCGUGUCAACUUCGACACUUUCCCGGAUAAGGUGGCCAUCCAACUCAACGACACCCAUCCAUCCGUCGGAAUUCCCGAGUUGAUCCGUCUCUUCGUCGACGUGGAGGGACUCACGUGGGAUCAGGCCUGGGACAUCUGCAUCAAGACCUACGCCUACACCAACCACACUCUUCUUCCUGAGGCUCUCGAGCGCUGGCCAGUGUCCCUCAUGCAGAAUCUGCUCCCACGUCAUCUCGAGAUCAUCUACGAGAUCAACCAACGCUUCAUGAACACCAUCUCGGAGCGCUUCCCAGGAGACUUCGAUCGCAUGCGCCGCAUGUCGAUUGUCGAGGAGGCCGAUCAGUUCGGAGAGAAGCGCAUCAACAUGGCCCAUUUGUGCAUUGUCGCCUCGCAUGCCAUCAACGGAGUCGCCGCUCUCCACUCGGAUCUUCUCAAGAGCUCCACGUAAGCGUCUGGCCCAUUCUUCCAAAUCUAACUUUGUUCCUUCCAGGUUCCGUGACUUCUACGAGUUCUUCCCGGAUCGCUUCCAGAACAAGACUAACGGAAUCACUCCACGCCGUUGGCUCCUUCUCUCUAACCCAUCGCUGGCCGACCUUAUCGUCGAGCGCAUCGGCGAUACCUGGAUCACCAAUUUGGAUGAGCUCCAGAAGCUCAAGGAGUACGCCAACGACGCCGGAUUCCUUGACUCGAUCCGUCGUGUCAAGCUGGAGAACAAGCAGCAUGUGGCUCAGUACCUCAGUGAUGAGUACAACGUGAGCAUCAACCCAGCCUCGUUGUUCGACGUGCACGUGAAGCGCAUUCACGAGUACAAGAGACAACUGCUCAACAUUCUUCACGUCAUCGCUCUCUACAACCGCAUCAAGGCCGACCCGAACGUCGACAUCGUCAAGAGAACCGUCUUGUACGGAGGAAAGGCCGCUCCCGGAUACCACAUGGCCAAGCAGAUCAUCCGUUUGAUCACCGCCGUCGCCGAGCAGGUCAACAACGAUCCGAUCGUCGGAGACCGUCUCAAGGUUAUCUUCCUCGAGAACUAUCGUGUUUCAAUGGCCGAGAAGAUCAUCCCGGCCGCCGAUCUCUCUGAGCAGAUCUCGACCGCCGGAACUGAGGCUUCUGGAACCGGAAACAUGAAGUUCAUGCUCAACGGAGCACUGACCAUCGGAACUCUCGAUGGAGCCAACGUCGAAAUGGCCGAGGAGAUGGGCGACGAGAACAUUUUCAUUUUCGGAAUGAACGUCGACGAGGUGGAGGCUCUCCAGAAGCGCGGAUACUCGUCGCAGGAGUUCAUCAGCAAGAGCCCAGUCCUCAAGCAGAUCGUCGAACAGAUCGAAGGUGGCAUGUUCACUCCGGAAGAUCCCGAUCAGCUCCGCGACCUCUCCAACAUGCUCCGUCAUCACGAUCGCUUCAUGGUGUGCGCCGACUUCGACGCGUACAUCACCGCUCAGGAUCAGGUCAGCUUGUUCCACCUUCUAGAUUUUAAGCAAUUCGUUCGUUUUGCAGGUGUCUGCGACGUUCCGUGAUCAGGAGAAGUGGUCCCGCAUGGCUCUCUACAACAUCGCCUCGACCGGAAAGUUCUCGACGGACCGCACGAUCGCCGAGUACGCCCGCGAGAUCUGGGGAAUCGAGCAGUUCGAGAGCUCGCUUCCGGCUCCGUAUGAGAAUGAGCACAAGAGCGAAUAA
Molecule: messenger RNA, 5094 nt
Organism: Caenorhabditis sp. 36 PRJEB53466
Lineage: Eukaryota; Metazoa; Nematoda; Chromadorea; Rhabditida; Rhabditidae
Source: the annotation of a GenBank genome assembly